AUGAGACGCCCUUCCGCCCGUAAAUGCUUCUUCGCAUUCACCAGCCUGGCGAUUGUCUACCUUCUACUCAGUCUGGUUGGCGUGCAGAUUGGCAAGAGUGAGAGUGAGAGCGAACUCACCAAUAAUCCCGAAUGGAUCGCCGAGUCGAAAUCAUGGGUGGAUCGGCAGGUUUGUCGCUGGCUGGGAUUGUGUGGAACGAUGCACAUGUUGUACUCCUCGAGGUGGACGUGGCCGCACGUGGAAAAGGAUGUCCCCCUCCCCACAUCCGACAGUAAUGAUUACUGGUAUUCCGACCAGGAAGAGCCGGCAUCAUGGAGUAAAGAGGAGAUUAAGCGGAGGAAGAUUCCGCAAUAUGUCCUGGAUCAUGCUCCCUAUGUUCACCUCUUCUCUGGAGAGCAGUUCUGGCCCUGCGAUAUCGCCGACCAUCUUCAACAUACCACCCCGUUCCUCAACUACACCAAGAUUGAGGACCUCACAACCGACAGCAACCUUACGAAUCUCAACGAAUUGAAUGAUUAUGAAAAGGGAGAACACAGUAGAUUCGUCUACCUGCAAUCUCUCGACAACGUGGAAGAACGACCGAAAUGGCUCGUCGGAUCCGACGGAAUCCCCCAACUGCCCGCCAAAAAUGAUGGAGAUCUCGAUCUCGACUACCCAUGGCCCGACACCAACGAAGACUUACGACACUUUGACCUCGAAGGCGCAAAACAAGCCGCGCUAGACGAAUACUUCCCCACGUCGGGGGAGAUCCCUGCAGAGAUCCUCCCCACAGACCGCACGGCCUCGCUGGAUGGACGUUGUGGGGGAAACUCGGCCCAGACCUGCAAGGGAAGUCGAUUCGGUCAGUGCUGUUCCAUCUACGGUUGGUGCGGUAGUGGCGACGAUUUCUGCGAUGAAGCUUGUGAUCCUCUCGCGGGAGAAUGCUACGACCCCUUCAACCCACCUCGAGGUCCCCAUCCAGACCUCCGAAAACGUGAAGACCUCCAAUCCAAACGACACCGACCUCAACCCGGAGGCAAAUCCUCCGCACCCGCCAUUCUCAUUGUGGUUCACAAACCGGGCGGCAUCACCGAUGCCUUUUGGUUCUUCUUCUACUCCUUCAACCUCGGCCAGACGGUCCUCAACAUCCGUUUUGGAAACCAUGUCGGGGAUUGGGAACAUACCGCCAUCAGAUUCCGCAACGGUCAGCCCACGCAGGUCUUCCUCUCCGAACACAAUUUCGGGAAUGCCUAUACCUGGAGCGCCGUGGAGAAGUACCUUCCGGCGGGAGAUGCUAGUGGAACCAUGAUUGGGAGUUGGUCCAAUUCCACCGCCGCCAAGGAGGCGAAGAGACCCGUCGUCUAUUCGGCAUUGGGAAGUCAUGCCAUGUAUGGCACUCCAGGAUUACAUCCCUACAUCCUCCCCGCAGGCCUCUUACACGAUGAAACCGACCGCGGCCCUCUGUGGGAUCCCCGUCAAAACUUCAAAGCCUUUACCUAUGACUCCGAAGCGAAAGUCGUUCGAGCCGCCACCACAAACCCGAGUGCUCCGACCGGUUGGUUUGAUUUCGCGGGGCAUUGGGGGGAUAAAUUCUACGGACUGGGAGAUCCGAGGCAAUAUCGCUUCGUCGGGCAGUAUCACUACGUCAAUGGCCCGUCGGGACCGCGGUUCAAGAAUCUGGGGAGGAAGGGAGUGUGUCAGGGGAGAGGCAAGGUUUGUAAAGUGCAUGACUGGCUGGGGGGUAGAACGAAGGGUGGGGAUACUUGGGAGGGGGAUGAAGGGGAUGAGGAGGGGGGUUUACCAGGGGGGAACAGCACGGAUGAGGUGUGGUGA
Messenger RNA from Ramularia collo-cygni, 1812 nucleotides. Its product is annotated as related to VPS62 Vacuolar Protein Sorting. NCBI's taxonomy places the organism in Eukaryota, Fungi, Ascomycota, Dothideomycetes, Mycosphaerellales, Mycosphaerellaceae. The record is from RefSeq and is a predicted model, not a curated record. Gene Ontology annotation, molecular function: chitin binding. The transcript has a single exon. Bases 1 to 1812 code for a protein of 603 amino acids.